AUGGUGCUUAAAAUGAAAUCAUAAAUGCUAUUUAUUCUACUAGGAGCUACAAGGAAUAACACAAUUAUAAAGACUUAUUUCCUUGCAUGGUGAGCUUAAGUGUCUCUGAAAUAGUGUCUCUGUAAAAUUGGGAUGCAUCUACAAUGGCCCUCUAUUCUGUAAAAUAGUGUACUAGUAUAUAGGGAUUUGGCAUUCUGGCAUCUGGCAUCGUUUCUGUCCAGUGUAAUGCCUGAUGUAAAUGAGCUCUGAGAGAGGUGCUCUGCUGCGUAUUCAAGAAUUAGGGCUACAGAUUGCACGAUAGAAAUGUAAAGGUUAUUUCCGAUUGAGCCGACAUACGCAGCAUUUACCGUGAAUGCAGUCUCCGCUAACGCAAUAAUAUUGCCUUUAAAUUUCAAUCACACUGUCGCUGAACUUCCCUGAUACGGAUUGAGUAAAACACUUAUUGCUUGUAGGCUAUUUGUUGUUUUAAUCUAAAGGAAACAGUUUAGCCAAUGCCCAUCUGUCUUGCCUGUCUGGAUUGGAGCGUACUGGGUAUAUACCCUCUUUAAAGCUGAGAUCUGUGAUAGGAGCAACAGCGCCACUGGCACCCUAUUCCCUACAUUUACAUUUACGUCAUUUAGCAGACGCUCUUAUCCAGAGCGACUUACAAAUAGGUGCAUUCACCUUAUAGCCAGUGGGAUAACCACUUUACCAUAUAUUUCUUUUCUUUUUUUGGGGGGGGGGUAGAAGGAUUACUUUAUCCUAUCCCAGGUAUUCCUUAAAGAGGUGGGGUUUCAAAUGUCUCCGGAAGGUGGUGAGUGACUCCGCUGUCCUGGCGUCGUGAGGGAGCUUGUUCCACCAUUGGGGUGCCAGAGCAGCGAACAGUUUUGACUGGGCUGAGCGGGAACUAUGCUUCCGCAGAGGUAGGGGAGCCAGCAGGCCAGAGGUGGAUGAACGCAGUGCCCUCGUUUGGGUGUAGGGACUGAUCAGAGCCUGAAGGUACGGAGGUGUCGUUCCCCUCACAGCUCCGUAGGCAAGCACCAUGGUCUUGUAGCAGAUGCGAGCUUCAACUGGAAGCCAGUGGAGUGUGCAGAGGAGCGGGGGUGACGUGAGAGAACUUGGGAAGGUUUAACACCAGACGGGCUGCGGCAUUCUGGAUGAGUUGUAGGGGUUUAAUGGCACAGGCAGGGAGCCCAGCCAACAGCGAGUUGCAGUAAUCCAGACGGGAGAUGACAAGUGCCUGGAUUAGGACCUGUGCCGCUUCCUGUGUAAGGCAGGGUCGUACUCUCCAAAUGUUGUAGAGCAUGAACCUACAGGAUCGGGUCACCGCCUUGAUGUUAGCGGAGAACGACAGGGUGUUGUCCAGGGUCACGCCAAGGCUCUUCGCACUCUGGGAGGAGGACACAACGGAGUUGUCAACCGUGAUGGCGAGAUCAUGGAACGGGCAGUCCUUCCCCGGGAGGAAGAGCAGCUCCGUCUUGCCGAGGUUCAGCUUGAGGUGGUGAUCCGUCAUCCAUACUGAUAUGUCUGCCAGACAUGCAGAGAUGCGAUUCGCCACCUGGUUAUCAGAAGGGGGAAAGGAGAAGAUUAGUUGUGUGUCGUCAGCGUAGCAAUGAUAGGAUAUAUAUAAUAGAAUUAUUGUAAAAUUAACUCUGUCCAUAAGGUGUAGAUAGUAAGUAUAGACCGGAAGUAGAGGCCUGGGCAUUGUUGUUCACUAAUUUACUCCAAGUAGGGAAAGGAUAGUGGGGUUGAAAAGUAAUAAAGGGGAGUAUAUACAGUGGGGAGAACAAGUAUUUGAUACACUGCCGAUUUUGCAGGUUUUCCUACUUACAAAGCAUGUAGAGGUCUGUAAUUUUUAUCAUACGUACAUUUCAACUGUGAGAGACGGAAUCUAAAACAAAAAUCCAGAAAAUCACAUUGUAUGAUUUUUAAGUAAUUAAUUUACAUUUUAUUGCAUGACAUAAGUAUUUGAUCACCUACCAACCAGUAAGAAUUCCAGCUCUCACAGACCUGUUAGUUUUUCUUUGAGAAGCCCUCCUGUUCUCCACUCAUUACCUGUAUUAACUGCACCUGUUUGAACUCGUUAUCUGUAUAAAUUACACCUGUCCACACACUCAAUCAAACAGACUCCAACCUGUCCACAAUUGCCAAGACCAGAGAGCUGUUGUAGACCUGCACAAGGCUGGGAUGGGCUACAGGACAAUAGGCAAGCAGCUUGGUGAGAAGGCAACAACUUUUGGCGCAAUUAUAAGAAAAUGGAAGAAGUUCAAGAUGACGGUCAAUCACCCUCGGUCUGGGGCUCCAUGCAAGAUCUCACCUCGUGGGGCAUCAAUGAUCAUGAGGAAGGUGAGGGAUCAGCCCAUAACUACACGGCAGGACCUGGUCAAUGACCUGAAGAGAGCUGGGACCACAGUCUCAAAUAAAACCAUUAGUAACACACUAUGCCGUCAUGGAUUAAAAUCCUGCAGCGCACGCAAGGUCCCCCUGCUCAACCCAGUGCAUGUCCAGGCCCGUCUGAAGUUUGCCAAUGACCAUCUGGAUGAUCCAGAUGAGGAAUGGGAGAAGGUCAUGUGGUCUGAUGAGACAAAAAUAGAGCUUUUUGGUCUAAACUCCACUCGCCGUGUUUGGAGGAAGAAGAAGGAUGAGUACAACCCCAAGAACACCAUCCCAACCGUGAAGCAUGGAGGUGGAAACAUCAUUCUUUGGGGAUGCUUUUCUGCAAAGGGGACAGGAUGACUGCACCGUAUUGAGGGGAAGAUGGAUGGGGCCAUGUAUCGUGAGAUCUUGGCCAACAACCUCCUUCCCUCAGUAAGAGCAUUGAAGAUGGGUUGUGGCUGGGUCUUCCAGCAUGACAACGACCCGAAACACACAGCCUCUGCAACUAAGGAGUGGCUCCGUAAGAAGCAUCUCAAGGUCCUGGAGUGGCCUAGCCAGUCUCCAGACCUGAACCCAAUAGAAAAUAUUUGGAGGGAGCUGAAAGUCUGUAUUGCCCAGUGACAGCCCCGAAACCUGAAGGAUCUGGAGAAGGUCUGUAUUUUUUUUUUUUUAUUUUUUUUUUUUUACCUUUAUUUAACCAGGUAAACCAGUUGAGAACAAGUUCUCAUUUACAACUGCGACCUGGCCAAGAUAAAGCAAAGCAGUGCGAUAAAAAACAACAACACAGAGUUACACAUGGGGUAAAACAAAACAAAGUCAAAAAUACAACAGAAAUACAUAUAUAUACAGUGUGUGCAAAUUUAGCAAGUUAUGGAGGUAAGGCAAUAAAAUAGGCUAUAGUGCAAAAUAAUUACAAUUUAGUAUUAACACUGGAAUGAUGUGCAAGACAUGAUGUGCAAAUAGAGAUACUGGGGUACAAAUGAGCAAAAUAAAUAACAAUAUAGGGAUGAGGUAGUUGGGCGGGCUAAUUUCAGAUGGGCUGUGUACAGGUGCAGUGAUCGGUAAGGUGCUCUGACAACUGAUGCUUAAAGUUAGUGAGGGAGAUAAGUGUCUCCAGCUUCAGAGAUUUUUGCAAUUUGUUCCAGUCAUUGGCAGCAGAGAACUGGAAGGAAUUGCGGCCAAAGGAGGUGUUGGCUUUGGGGAUGACCAGUGAGAUAUACCCGCUGGAGCGCAGACUACGGGUGGGUGUUGCUAUGGUGACCAAUGAGCUAAGAUAAGGCGGGGAUUUGCCUAGCAGUGAUUUAUAGAUGGCCUGGAGCCAGUGGGUUUGGCGACGAAUAUGUAGUGAGGACCAGCCAACAAGAGCGUACAGGUCACAGUGGUGGGUAUUAUAUGGGGCUUUGGAGACAAAACGGAUGGCACUGUGAUAGACAACAUCCAAUUUGCUGAGUAGAGUGUUGGAGGCUAUUUUGUAAAUGACAUCGCCGAAGUCAAGGAUCGGUAGGAUAGUCAGUUUUACGAGGGCAUGUUUGGCAGCAUGAGUGAAGGAGGCUUUGUUGCGAAAUAGGAAACCGAUUCUAGAUUUAACUUUGGAUUGGAGAUUCUUAAUGUGAGUCUGGAAGUUGAGUUUACAGUCUAACCAGACACCUAGAUAUUUGUAGUUGUCCACAUACUCUAGGUCAGACCCGUCUAGAGUAGUGAUUCUAGUCGGGUGGGCGGGUGCAAGCAGCGUUCGGUUGAAGAGCAUGCAUUUAGUUUUACUAGUGUUUAAGAGCAGUUGGAGGCUACUGAAGGAGUGUUGUAUGGAAUUGAAGCUCGUUUGGAGGUUUGUUAACACAGUGUCCAAUGAAGGGCCAGAUGUAUACAAAAUGGUGUCGUCUGCGUAGAGGUGGAUCUGAGAGUCACCAGCAGCAAGAGCGAUGUCAUUGAUAUACACAGAGAAAAGAGUUGGCCCAAGAAUUGAACCCUGUGGCACCCCCAUAGAGACUGCCAUAGGUCCAGACAACAGGCCCUCCGAUUUGACACAUUGAACUCUAUCUGAGAAGUAGUUGGUGAACCAGGCGAGGCAGUCAUUUGAGAAACCAAGGCUAUUUAGUCUGCCAAUAAGAAUGCGGUGGUUGACAGAGUCGAAAGCCUUGGCCAGGUCAAUGAAAACGGCUGCACAGUACUGUCUAUUAUCGAUCGCGGUUAUAUGGAAGAGUGGGCCAAAAUCCCUGCUGCAGUGUGUGCAAACCUGGUCAAGACCUACAGGAAACGUAUGAUCUCUGUAAUUGCAAACAAAGGUUUCUGUACCAAAUAUUAAGUUCUGCUUUUCUGAUGUAUCAAAUACUUAUGUCAUGCAAUAAAAUGCAAAUUAAUUACUUAAAAAUCAUACAAUGUGAUUUUCUGGAUUUUUGUUUUAGAUUCCGUCUCUCACUGUUGAAGUGUACCUAUGAUAAAAAUUACAGACCUCUACAUGCUUUGUAAGUAGGAAAACCUGCAAAAUCGGCAGUGUAUCAAAUACUUGUUCUCCCCACUGUAUAUAUAUAAAAAAAAAAAAUAAAAAAAAUAAAUAAAAAAAAACAUGGGGGAUUGGAAGUGAUGCAGACAAUUACAUUGAUAGAAGAUACAAUCUAUCUGCAAUAUUAAGCUGAUCGACCCCCCCCAAAAAAAUGUUUUAUAAUAAAAAAUAAUAAAUAAGAAAAUGAAAAAAAAAAUGAAAAAAAAUAAAUAAAAAGGAUAUUUUUACUUUUUGGUGAACGUCGGGAACCAUAUCUCAUCGGUGAAAGAGCCGUUCAUUAGGCUCCCUGAUUUGCACACUGAUACUACUGCUUUUUCAGCUCAAAACAACGAUUAUCUGCAGAUAAGUUAAUUCUCUAAUAGGGUGAAUCCUCAUUGCAGAAGCAAUAAUUAGUGGGAAGAGCGGGUACAUUCUGGUCCACGUUCACUUUUGCAGUGCGUUAUUAGGUGAUCUAAUAAUUUGGCCAGGUAAAAAUGUAUUUGAACCUGCAUUUCAUGAUCUGACAUAAUAGUAGCCUAUUUUUAGGGCUUUACAUUGGAGAUUGGUUCUAGGUGGUCCUAAACAUAAAUUAAAUUGGUAAUUUAGCAGACGCUCUUAUCCAGAGCGACUUACAGGAGCAAUUAGGGUUAAGUGCCUUGCUCAAGGGCACAUAGACAGAUUUUUCACCUAGUCGGCUCGGGGAUUAGAACCAGCGACCUUUCGGUUACUGGUACAACGCUCUUAACCACUAAGCUACCUGCCGCCCGGUCGAAUGCUAAGCAUUUUGAAUGAAGUGCCGUUUAGGAGCGAAAUGAGUCGUCUCUUUUAAGUGAAUGGAGCCAAAUGAAAAUACUCGGAAUGUCCAUCACUAGCACACAUGCAUUCAACUUCAACAUCAUGCGAAGUGAGUCCAGCCCACUAUGCUUUUUACCCCGCUCCUCCGCACACUCCACUGGCUUCCAGUUGAAGCUCGCAUCUGUUACAAGACCAUGGUGCUUGCCUAUGGAGCUGUGAGGGGAAUGGCACCUCCGUACCUUCAGGCUCUGAUCAGUCCCUACACCCAAACGAGGGCAUUGCGUUCAUCCACCUCUGGCCUGCUGGCUCCCCUUCCUCUGCGGAAGCAUAGUUCCCGCUCAGCCCAGUCGAAACUGUUCGCUACUCUGGCACCCCAAUGGUGGAACAAGCUCCCUCACGACGCCAGGACAGCGGAGUCACUCACCACCUUCCGGAGACAUUUGAAACCCCACCUCUUUAAGGAAUACCUGUGAUAGGAUAAAGUAAUCCUUCUACCCCCCCCCCCCCCCCCCCCCCAAAAAAAAAAAAAAAAAAAAAACAUUUGUAAAGUGUUUAUCCCACUGGCUAUAGGGUGAAUGCACCAAUUUGUAAGUCGCUCUGGAUAAGAGCGUCUGCUAAAUGACGUAAAUGUAAAUGUAAAUAGCAUUGCAAUUGGCUGAAUUGAUAUGUGUACUGUUCCCUGAUUGAACUCUUUGGCCUGAAUGUCAAGGGUCACGUCUGGAGGAAACCUGGCACCAUCCCUACGGUGAAGCAUGGUGGUGGCAGCAUCAUGCUGUGGGGAUGUUUUUCAGUGGCAGGGAUUGGGUGACUAUCGAGAGAAAGAUGAACGGAGCAAAGUACAGAGAGAUCCUUGAUGAAAACCUUCUCCAGAACGCUCAGGACCUCAGACUGUGGUGAAGGUUCACCUUCCAACAGGACAACAACCCUAAACACACAGCCAAGACAAUGCAGGAGGGGCUUCGGGACAAGUCUCUGAAUGUCCUUGAGUGGCCCAGCCAGAGCCUGGACUUGAACCCGAUCUAACAUCUCUGGAGAGACUUGAAAAUAGCUGUGCAGCGACGCUCCCCAUCCAGCCUGACAGAGCUUGAGAGGAUCUUUUUUUAUUUUUUUAUUUCACCUUUAUUUAACCAGGUAAGCCAGUUGAGAACAGGUUCUCAUUUACAACUGCGACCUGGCCAAGAUAAAGCAUAGUAGUGCAAUAAAAAAACAACACAGAGUUACAUAUGGGGUAAAAAACAUAAAGUCAGAAAAACAGAAAAUAUAUAUACAGUGUGUGCAAAUGUAGCAAGUUAUGGAGGUAAGGCAGUAAAUAGGCUAUAGUGCAGAAUAAUUACAAUAGUAUUAACACUGGAAUGCUAGAUGUGCAAGAGAUUAUGUGCAAAUAGAGAUACUGGGGUGCAAAAGAGCAAAAUAAAUAACAAUAUAGGGAUGAGGUAGUUGGGUGGGCUAAUUUCAGAUGGGCUGUGUACAGGUGCAGUGAUCGGUAAGGUGCUCUGACAACUGAUGCUUAAAGUUAUUGAGGGAGAUAAGAGUCUCCAGCUUCAGAGAUUUUUGCAAUUCGUUCCAGUCAUUGGCAGCAGAGAACUGGAAGGAAUGGCGGCCAAAAGAGGUGUUGGCUUUGGGAAUGACCAGUGAGAUAUACCUGCUGGAGCGCAGACUACGUGUGGGUGCUGCUAUGGUGACCAAUGAGCUAAGAUAAGGCGGGGAUUUGCCUAGUAGUGAUUUAUAGAUGGCCUGGAGCCAGUGGGUUUGACGACGAACAUGUAGUGAGGACCAGCCAACAAGAGCGUACAGGUCACAGUGGUGGGUAGUGUAUGGGGCUUUGGAGACAAAACGGAUGGCACUGUGAUAGACUAUCUGCAGAGAAGAAUGGGAGAAACUCCCCAAAUACAAGUGUGCCAAGCUUGUAGCAUCAUACCCAAGAAGACUCGAGGCUGUAACCGCUGCCAAAUGUGCUUCAACAAAGGACUGAGUAAAGGGUCUCAAUACUUAUGUAAAUGUGUUAUUUCAUUUUUAUUUUUUAUUUUUUUGUGCAACAUUUUCAAAAAACAUGUUUUUGCUUUGUAAUUAUGAGGUACUGUGUGUAGAUUGAUGAGGGGGAAAAAACUAUUUUAUCCAUUUUAUAACAAGGCUGUAAUGUAACAAAAUGUGAAAAAAGUCAAGGGGUCUGAAUACUUUCCAAAUGUACUGUACUUUAAUACAAUACUUGCAGCCGAAAGUGCUUUCUACAUGUAGGCCAAAAUUAUAAUACGUAGUGGUCUGAGUCUACGCAGUAUACAAAUAGUCUAUUGUAACUGCUUGUCCCUCCCUACCUCAGGCGGUGGAUCACCUGGAGUCCCUUAUCUCCGACUGUGACAGGAGAACAGAGCUGGCCAAGAAGCGGCAGUUCGAGACCCAGGAGGAGAUCAGUGCAGAGGUUGCAGAGAAGACUGACCUGUUGGUGUGGAUGUUGUGGGCGCAGAGGUCUGCCGAGAGCUGUGUGUGUUUGCUGAAUGAGGAGAUUGGGAGGUUAUUGUGCUCAAUGCUCAGUGUCUGCAGGUUUUGUGUGUACAGGCAGAGAAGGUGCACAAGCUGAACAAGGAUAUCGAGAAGUUGUUGGCGAAUGCGGAGCAGCUUGGCGCGGAUGGCAAUGUGGAGGAGGCCCAGAAAGUCCUGCAGGACGUGGAGAAAGUGUGCAACAGGAAGAGAGAUGCAGAGGUACAAGGCCUCCAAUCCCAUUGAAACCCCUUGAUAAAGGAGCUACAGAUCUUAAUUUGAUCCAGUUUUCUACAGCAGGAAAGUAUUCCUGCAGCAACAGGAAAUGUGAAUUAUUAUUAUUAUGAAUAUCUUUCAUUCAAAGGUACGUAUGUUGGUAAGCAUGCUGAUAAACGAAUGUACAGUGUUAACAAACAGUUACUAGCUGCAUUUAUUUGAGUUCUGCUGAAGUUACAGAAUAAAAAAUCAAUUUAAAAAAUGCAAAUAACAUUUACAGCAGAGCAUUUGAAUAUAUACUGAGUGUACAAAACAUUAGGAACACCAUUCUAAUAUUGAGUUGCACUGUACUUUUUCCCUCAAAACAGCAUUCCACAGGGAUGCUGGCCCAUGUUGACUCCAAUGCUUCCCACAGUUGGAAGGCAGCAGCUAAUGGGGAUCCCUAAAAUACAAAAAUACAGUUGUGUCAAGUUGGCUGGAUGUCCUUUGGGUGGUGGGUGGACCAUUCUUGAUACACACGGGAAACGGUUGAGCGUGAAAAACCCAGCAGCGUUGCAGUUCUUGACACACUCAAACCGGUGCGCCUGGCACCUACUACCAUACCCCGUUCAAAGGCACUUAUAUAUUUUGUCUUGCCCAUUCACCCUCUGAAUGGCACACACACAAUCCAUGUCUCAAUUGUCUCAAUGCUUAAAAAUCAUUAUUUAAUCUGUCUCCUCCCCUUUAUCUACAUUGAUUGAAGUGGAUUUAACAAGUGACAUCAAUAAGGGAUCAUAGCUUUCAUCUGGAUUCACCUGGUCAGUCUAUGUCAUGGAAAGAGCAGGUGUACCUAAUGUUUUAUAUACUCCAUGUAAGUUACCAACAACCUAGCUCGUUUGGCAUGUGUAUAGUGACUUCUAUGUAUCACUUUGAAAAGUGUAACAAUAUGCCUGGUACAUAUAUAAAUAGAAGGCAUUAUUUUCAGAAUACAAUCCUAAAUAUGAAUUGAAAUGUUGAUUCCUAAAUCCUGUUCCAAGUUGUUUGUAGGCAGGGAGUGAUAGACACUCUUUAGCAGUCGGAUUGGUUUUGAAUAUAUCGUAAACAAUGGUGUGAGAUGGUACCAGUGGGGAAGUCAUUUGUUAUUUUUUGGGCCCAAUCUCGGGCUUGUAAGUAUCUAAAGAAUUGGGGAAUUUGGAAUAUUGAACAUAUUUGAGAGAGAUUCAAAUGAGGCAAAGGUGCCAUCUUUGUAAAGGUCAACAAGUUGUCCCCCAUACCUUGUCACAUGCGAUUUCUCAGACAGCACUGGCACGAUUUUGACAACUUGCGUGAAUGAUGCGUCUUGCCAUAGAGAUAAGGCAUUUACAAAAUUGCACUGAUUAGCCCAAGGCGGGAGCUAUGGUAAUUAAGUGAAAUUUGCGAGUCAACAGGAAGGAACAGGCGAAACGAGAGGCAUAACUGUGCCCAAACUCUAUCAUCUUCAGCAGGUGGAGUUCAAUGAGUGUCGAAUAAUAAAAAUGAUUUAUUUUUAUUUUGGCUUAUUUGCUACGUAUGGCUUACUUGAUCGAAUAGAAGUUUCGUAGUGCUUAGGUUGUUAGGAAUGUUAUACUGAUAAGUAGGACAUGUGACAUCCAGGCAACUUUGAAAAACCCUUCAAAUCGGGAGUUGUGCCUGUUGGUCACACGCGUAUCUGCCCUCUCAUUGGCUAGAAUGGUCCCACCUGAUCUUGCCUCCUCCCAACUGCCUUCUAGAGAGGAAGUUAUUUUACACUGGUUGAACCGGGCCCGUCGCGUCAUCGGGCGAAAGCGGGGAGGAAAGAGCGAACAGUAAUCUGGCUCUGUCAUUUUGUCAACAAGGCAGCAUGGUGUAUCGUCCAGAAAAUUAAUGUUUGCAUUUUCUAACUCGUUUUCAUUCAAGUCAGAAAAGCAAUCACUUUUAAAUGGGAAGAAGAAACAACAACUAAUAAUUACUUCAUGUGCUUAAUUACGUCACUUUUUGUUUUGCGUCGGAUAGAGCGGGGAGAUUAAUCGAACCCCCUCAGUCUGAGUACCGGUGUCUAGCUAACAUUCCACUCCUUGGCAUUGCCGAACCGAAGAGUCUGGCCUUUCUGCAAUCUCAACGUUCAAUAUGCACUGGAUUUACGGCAGAGUUGCUCAUUGGUUGUUGGAAAUAACAUUAUUUUCAAUGACAACAUGUGGAGCCUCGAAAAUAUUGUAAUGAAACAGGCAGGGAGCAGGUCUCGAACCCUCAAUAUUCUAGCCCGAAGUCCUGCGCGUCAUCGACAGUGCCCCAAAAGCAUGCUCAAGUGGCAGAGUCGAUAGCUGCAUUUAUAAAUCCAGGGUCGUUUCACAACUCCCUCCUUUCAAAGUGCGCGUCUUUGCGCUAGUUUACAACUCAACGUCUUACAGGAACGCGCUCAACGGCCAAGCACACUCACGUUCGUGGAUGCAAGGUCCGAAUCCGAUCACUUCUGACACCAAUGUAAUGACCUGGCUAGAUCAUAAAUGAGCAACUGUCCAGACAGCGGUUUGAGUUUACGAAUUCCCGGUUUAUUAACCAAACUCAACACAGGCUACUGUUUGGCCGUAGCCCACGCCAAAUAAAUCAAGGAUACCCGUAUAAAACAACCGUGACCACCUCUUGUUAAGACCAGAUGAAAGAGAGAUAACAAUGGCUAAACAUGGUCUUAAACUAGCGAUGUUCCACCCCCCUGCCCCUGCAUGUCGGACCCCGCGAACACUGGGUACUUGUAAGUACAACACAACCAACGAACAGCAUAACACAUAACACGCAGCUGUCUGUGCGGGUCGGUACAAUAUAAUUUGAAUUUAUAACAAAAUCAAAAACCAAACAUUAGCUCUUAGCUAGGCAAGUUCUAUUUUGAGGCUAAAAAAACGAAUACUUUUUUUGGUUGGAAUUGCAGUAUGUAUUUACUUUUGAGAAUGUAGAUGUGAGCUAUCAACUUUUGACAGACUGGUUUCAUCUGGACAAACAAACGGUUGCUUAGCAACCGGAUAGCAACUUUCUGUGGAGAAAAAAAAGUGAUAGUGCCCAUAUUUGCAUAAUGAUAGUGCCCAUAUUUGCAUAAUAAUUGUGAUUGGGGGUUCAAAUCCUGUUUUCUCCUCAAGCUUAUUAAUGAUAGAAUGUUCAUAUUUGAAGAUGGCAGGAAAAGCCAGUCUCUUUGGCACAAGACAUGGAGUACGGGGAGUGAAUUAGCUAGAGAUGGUACCCAGGCUAACUGCCUUCCAUUUUUGAAGACAUUUCUUUUAAAUGGUCAAUAUAAUGUAUAAUCUGUGGUCACACACGAUAACUGAAUUUGUUAGUCACACGCGAUAUCGCAAUUAGCGCUGCAUCAUUCGUGGGGGAGGUUGCCUUGUUUCCUUAUAUCAAAAGCUUUGUCUGCAAGGGAUGGUGGGAAUAAAUGGUUAUAGACCAGGGGGAGUAGGGAAGUAUGUUUCUAACAUCUAGGUUCAGCCUCAAAGGGACAAUCAGCAGUUGCUACAACCAUUUUUGGAUUUAUAAAUGAAUGAUAUGUACCCAUUGAUUUUUGAAGAAUAUAACUUAUUAAUGCCUCAUGAGUUUGGUUUAAAUGUCAUACCCCAUCAGAACCCAAAAUGUAAGCUUGUUUUACUCCAAUGUUUUUAAACGAAGUAAAUGUAAACAAACACUAUAUAGCCUCAAAACAUGAUUAAAACUAGAAAUGGAUUAUAAUAAUGGAUAUUUUUUUUUUAUAGGGGUUAAUACAUUUUCUGUAAGGGAAAAUCAGGUCUGAAAUUUCAAAGUGGAAAUGACAAACUUCAGAAGCCUUUUCAAAUCUACAGUACAGGUUUUACUAUAGUUAUUCUGCAAUAGGGUGAUCAAAUUAAGAUCCUACAUCUGUACUUACUCUGGCCAAAUAACACUCAAAGCAGCUUGGAGUAAAAGAAGGUCACUUGCAUGAUAAUUGUUUUAUUAUUGAUGAAAGGUGUUUACGUCACUUGGUCAGGUCAUGCACGAGCAUCAUUGGUUCCCAUAGUUUAUGCCAUCACUUAGUGUUACGUUUCUUGUAGACCUAUGAUGGACCUUGUAGUUGGAGGUUUACGCAUGCAAUGCAUCUUUCUCCCAUUUUCAUUAUCUUUAUUUCUUUCUCCUAGGAUGAGUACCGGAACUCGAUGCCUGCCUCCAGUUUUCAGCAGCAGAAGCUUCAAGUGUGUGAAGUUUGCUCCGCCUACCUGGGUCUCCAUGACAACAACCGUCACUUGUGGCGGGAAGCUUCACCUCAGAUUCAUUCAAAUCCGAGAGAAGCUGGAACAGCUCAAGGUGUGUGUGUGUGUGUGUCAGACCUGGGUUAAAAUUGUGUUCACAUACAUUUCAAAGUAAGUAUUUGUAUAUUUUUCUUUUAAAAUACAAGUAGAUUAAUAUUGGAAUGUAUUUGUUGGAAAGUAUUGGCAUGUAUCUGAAAAUACUGAAAUACACAAACAAGUACUCCCAUGCAUUUGAGCCCUGGUCUGUCCUAGGGGUAUUUGAAAUUUAUUUAGAAACAUGUAUGCGCAAAAUCAACUUGCUAAUGGCAAGUCUGGUGGAUCUUUCCUCUGAUCAGAAAACAGUCCUGGAGAAGCAAGAGAAGAGGAACCAGGAAGAGCUGAAGAGGAGGGAGGGGAGAGAGAAGGAAGAGAGUUUGAAGAAGAAGUGGGGUUGGAUAGGGAUUAGCCGGCCAUGUACUUUGCAAAGCCAUUGGCAAUGUUCAAACUUGUUAGCUAUAGUCUUAAUCAGUCAAAACUGUUCGCUGCUCUGGCACCCCAAUGGUGGAACAAGCUCUCUCACGACGCCGGGACAGCGGAGUCACUCACCACCUUCCGGAGACACUUGAAACCCCACCUCUUUAAGGAAUACCUGGGAUAGGAUAAAGCAAUCCUUCUACCCCCCCUUACCCCACCCCAAAGAAAGAAAAAAAUAACAUAUUGUAAAGUGGUUAUCCCACUGGCUAUAAGGUGAAUGCACCAAUUUGUAAGUCGCUCUGGAUAAGAGCGUCUGCUAAAUGACGUAAAUGUAAAUGUUGUGGAAACAGUUAAUGAUUGAUCAAAUCAACCAGUAAAAUAUUUGGCAUUUGUAUUUGAGCAGGACAUGCAAAAAUUGUAUGCACAGAGGCAAGUUCUGAUGAAAGCUGAUGCUGAAACUCAAGUCAUAUAUUUCUCUGUACCCUUGAUUCUUUCCAACAUUAGUUAAUCAGGACUAAAUCUCACAAGAAAAUGUUGGAGCCCAGUUUGGCUGGACUUGGAUGUUCACAGGGUACCUUACAUUUUGAAGCAAACAUUUAGAUGUAGUUUACUGGACAAAAUAUAUAGAGCUUACUGUUUUCUGUUGUAGGACGCGAUCUUGGAGCAGAGAGAAGAGUAGGUGAGGAACUGGUUUUGUAUGCCACGAGGUCGUAUGUAUAAGUGUAAAUUGGUUGUGUGCGAGUUUGUUGCUAAACGAGUACUUGCAAGUCAUAGCGAACCACCAUUCUUGUGUUCACGUGCUAUCCCCUAAGAUAUGUCCUCCCCCAGGUCUCGCUCUGGAGAGUGCAGGAGGCGGCAUUCCCACUUGCCCUCCCGGGAGAAGCGUCGCUCCCGCUCCAGGGACCGCAGUGAGAGGGAGAGCGAGCGGGAGAGAUGGAGGAGACACCGCAGCCACCCAUCCAGCAAGGGCCACAGCCGAGAACGUAGUCUAGAGCAGGAACGGCGCUCCAAACUCAGGUACCCAACUGCAUCUUACCCUCCUUUACCUCAAUAACUCAUUUAUUUUUGCAUUGGGAUAUAGUAGAGUAAAUGAAGUUUGACAGGCAGUUCACUGAACUGUAUGUCAUUCCACGAAUAGAGUGCCUUUGGGUAGUGUAAUUUAGUAAAUAAAUAACUUUAUUUCACCUCAUUUUAACAUUCGGUCAUAAAGAGCACAUGUUCAACUUCCUAACAAACAUGUUUUCCCACCUCAAGAGGUUAAAUUAAGGAACAUGACUAUAAAAGUGACCGGGUUGAUCAUUACAGGGUUGACGAUUUCAUCUUAAAUCAGCCAUAACUCCCAUUGUGACAGGGAGAAUGGAAGCUUGUUGUGUGCUACAGGGAGGGAAAAUAAAAUACAAGCUUAACAAAAAUGUUCACGUUGUUAAACAUUUCUAGCCUACAGGGUUGACGUGUUGACGUGCUCGACAUGCUCACUUUUCCUCCACAAAACACCAGAAAUUGGCCAAAAAUAGUAUAACCAGCUCACCGGCGUUACACUAUGAUUUGACUAUUAAAUGUUCAAUGUUUCUUUAGAAAAAUCAUUUUAAAAGGUAUAGUUUAACCAUAUUAAAACGAGUUCAGUUCAUGUGACAGGAUUAAACCUGAGGGACAAUAUAAAUUAAUCACUGAUCACAUUAAAGAACAAAUCUUCAGAAUUUACUUUCCCAAAGCAACAAAAUAACUAGGGCGUUACAAAUUAUGUUAAAUCUUUGGGUUAAGUGACAUGGGAUUUUUUUAUUUUAUGCACUUUGAGAUUAUUCUGUAUAAUGAAAAGCUUAAAAAUGGUUUAGUUAGAGCAUAGAUGUAUGCGAUCCAACUGUUAAAGAGGCACUAUGCAGAAAUCACUCCGGCAUUUCCUGGUUGCAAAAAUUCUAAUAGUUCGCCUAAUUUCAGUUUGUGACUAAACAAGCAAGUAUAGUGUAGAGAAUCAUUGUACCAUCAAAACCGCUGUGAAAUAUAUUUUCCAUAACAGCGAAUAUUGUAUUUUCAGCUGUUUGAAGCAGGUGUACAAAACCAAAAGUAAAAGAUGGAAAAAACGAAACAUAAAAAUGGGAAGCAUAGAAAUAGCACAUAGAACAGAUCUACCGCUUCUUAGACUUGCUUUCAAUGGGAAUGACAGAUCUAUAACUCACAUUUCUAUGUGAAUUUGGUCGAGUCGCCCAAAAAGUUCCAUAUUGCAGCUUUACAUUUUGUUUUAUUAAAAACCACUAAAAGGCACUCUAUUCGUGGAACGACCCAUUUCCUCUCUCUCCUCAGCCCCUUCUCCAUUUCUCUGUCCUCCCUCAUCAUUCUCCUCUCCCUCUUCUCUCUGUCCUUUCUUGUCUCUCUUUCCUUUCUUGUCUCUCUUUCUCACACAGUUUGUCCCGGGAUAGGUUAGGGGAGAGGGACAGGAUAAAGUAA
Molecule: messenger RNA, 15435 nt
Organism: Coregonus sp. 'balchen'
Lineage: Eukaryota; Metazoa; Chordata; Actinopteri; Salmoniformes; Salmonidae
Source: the annotation of a GenBank genome assembly